Messenger RNA from Trichomonas vaginalis G3, 444 nucleotides. RefSeq names its product keratin-associated protein family. The transcript has a single exon. The coding region runs from base 1 to 444 and encodes 147 amino acids. The record is from RefSeq and is a predicted model, not a curated record. NCBI's taxonomy places the organism in Eukaryota, Parabasalia, Trichomonadida, Trichomonadidae.
AUGAAGAAUGAAAUAUUACAAGCCAUAUAUCCUGUUGGUUCUUUAUAUACAUCAAUGAAUUCAACAAAUCCGGCAAGUGUUUUAGGUUUUGGUACAUGGCAGCAGAUUGUAGAUAAAUUCUUAUACUGUGCUAAUUCAUCAAAUCAAACGGGUGGUUCAAAGAAAAUUACUGAAGCAAAUCUUCCACCACAUAAGCAUACAGGAACUACAAGUGAUUCUGGAGACCAUCAACAUACUAUUGAUGGUAGUUUCUUAAAUCAAUGGCAAAAAGAUUAUAACAGCGAUAAUGUUUAUUCUCCAACAGAAUAUACAUCAAAAGUAGUUCAGCACAAAACAACAUGGAAUGGUAAUCAUUCACACACUUUCACAACAAAUACAACAGGAAGUGGUGCAGAUUAUAUGCCACCAUAUAUUACAGUUUAUGCAUGGGUUAGAACAGCGUGA